GUAUAUACAUGUACGUUUGUUAAAGCUGUUUACAAUAUUAUGGAGACACAAAAAAUAUCGGAAUGACAAGAAACAAUGUAGUUUUUGCAGAGAUCUUGAUAUUGAUAUCUGGAUGUUUGGGGGGAGAGUACUGCUCCUAUAAUUACAAUGGUGGACGUGGUGUUAAAUACAUGUACUGUGACGUCACAUGUUGUGGUUCUUACUAUGAGCGGUACUGUUGUGCUCUAACAUCGACAGCCUUAUAUGUCGGCGCGAUAGCGGGAGGGGUGAUAUGUGUCGCCCUAAUCAUAGGAAUCGUAGUUUGUUGUGUAUACAAAGGGAAAACACGUGUCAGACGACAUCGUCAUAUAAACAACGAUGCAGGAAAUGAACAUUUUCAGUGUUCAAGAAUUUAUCGUCAUGAUUCUCCGAAGCCCCCACCCUACGAAUUUCAGCAUCACCCCAGCCCGCCAGAAUAUCACUCAGAUCCGCCCCCACGUUAUAUGACGCCAUUACCGGGGUCAGACUUUCAUCACUUUCCAGGCUCAAUGGAGGACAGCUGAUAAUCUUUAUAAAUUUUAAAAGCAAUAAACAUUGAGUAAAAUAUA
Messenger RNA from Saccostrea cuccullata (small rock oyster), 587 nucleotides. RefSeq names its product protein shisa-4-like. The transcript has 4 exons. NCBI's taxonomy places the organism in Eukaryota, Metazoa, Mollusca, Bivalvia, Ostreida, Ostreidae. The coding region runs from base 63 to 542 and encodes 159 amino acids. The record is from RefSeq and is a predicted model, not a curated record.